AUGGCAUUACAACUGCCAGAGCAUCUUGCGCUGAAAUCAGAGUACAACCACAAAUACUUGCGCUACAGAGAUUACAUCGAUACGGUGCAAGGGGUUCUCCACUUCUCCGGAGAGGAGGUUGUGAGCCCAUACACAAAGUUCCAUGCGGAGGACUCCGGAAUUAGUUCCUGCUACAACAACAAAUUCUGGAGGACGGCAGGUGAAGAAGAUAAGCGGAUUGUGGCCGAUGUUGACGAGAAACCGCCAAAUCCUCUCUUCAAUUUCGAGUAUGUACACCAGGAAGACAAAAUCGUACGGUUGUUCGACGUGCAACACAAUAAGUAUUUACAGAUACGCCCUGAAGACGAAUGCCUCAUUGUAAGCGAUGUAUUGCCAGACCACAACCCUACUUUGUUCAACUUCAAAGUCAUCGACUGGGAUACGUUGGUGAUUUUCCCCACGCUUGUUGCCUUCAUAGGCGACAAUGGCUCCUACCUCAGAGUCCAAUCCAAUGGUGAAUACCCAUUUCUGCAGUUCUCGGCCAAUGAACCUACUGAUCCAACGGUAGAGGUCGAGGUCUCCUUUACCCGUGAUGGAUACGUUCACUACAGGUCCACCUACAAUCAAAGGUUCUGGAAGCGUGCAGCUGGAACUAACUGGAUUUUGGCUGACACAGACGACACCACAGUACAGGACGCAACGUUGUUUUGGCCAGUCAAGGUAAACAUCGGGAACGUCAAUGUCGUUGUAGCUCUCCAGUGCAACAACAAUUUCUGCAGGAGGUUGAACUGGGGGGCCGGUAUAGAGAGUCUGAAUGCCGCCCUCCCCUCCCCCCUCCCUCCAGUUACCCCAGAGGCGCACCUGACAGUCAGAGAGCUUGUAAAGUCCCGGACCAUCUUUGAUCUCAACUUCCACGUCGACGAUGCCAGGAUCUAUAACCGCAGACACAACGUCGUCGUGGCCACCGGAGUAGCCCAAAACAGAACCCUAAAAUCGGCCUAUGCAGUCAUACUGCUCUCCUAUGAAGACACUAGUACUUGGAUUUCCAAUCUUGACGACUUCGCCUUCACGUCCCUCAUCCCAACCACCCUCACCUCUGACACUCUAUUCGUCCUAAACGACGACGAGGGAGACAUCAUCGGAAUUUUGGGUCACUUUGACGGACCAUACCACUGGGGUGAAGAUCACAUAUCAAAAACUCAAAUUCGGUUCCCGGUUGUUGUGCCGCCAAUGAGUAAGGUGAAGGUGACCCUUUUAGCUACAACUACAUCAUGCGACAUUCCCUUCUCCUACUCUCAGCGGGACACUCUUAUUCGCCAAACCCCGGCAGCUAUGACCUACAUCAAGGAAGGUGGCCUUUACACUGGGGUCAGUUCAUACAACUUCAAGCACAGGAGAGAAACAGAAAGGCUUGCAGGAUGA
Prunus avium (sweet cherry) is the source of this 1401-nucleotide messenger RNA. NCBI's taxonomy places the organism in Eukaryota, Viridiplantae, Streptophyta, Magnoliopsida, Rosales, Rosaceae. The record is from RefSeq and is a predicted model, not a curated record.